AUGAAGACCUCCUUCGCCGCUGUUGCUCUUGCCCUCUCCGGCUCCGCCAUGGGUGCUCCGUUCUCCAACGGAACUCGCCCUGCUUUCACUUCUUCUCCUCGUUCGACUUCUGCCCAGGUGUCGUCGACUGACCCGCCUCUCCCCAACCCAUUCGCUUCCUCUAGCACUGGCUUGCCUUCUGGAACCCCCUCUUCCGGUGCACAAUUUCCUAGUGGCGGUGUCCUGAAGCGCGGAGAAGCUCUCUCUAUCCCAACGGAUCUUCCCUCUCUGGCAUCCGAUGCUCAGUCUGUGGCUGCAGCUCUUGCUUCUGCUGGCGCUGGUGCCCAUAAGCGUAGUGAGGCGCUUUCGAUCCCCACGGAUCUGCCCUCGCUGCUGUCUGAUGCCCAGUCUAUCGGCUCUGCUUUGGCAUCCAGUGGUGCUGGCUCUAAGAAGCGUGGAGAUGCUCUCUCUAUCCCCACCGAUCUUCCAUCCCUGGUAUCUGAUGCUCAAUCAGUUGCUGCGGCCCUUGCCUCGGCCGGUGCAGGUGCCCAAAAGCGUGGUGACGCUUUGUCAAUCCCUACCGACCUGCCCUCAUUGCUGUCCGAUGCUCAGUCUGUUGGAGCCGCAAUCGCAUCUGCUGGUGCCCAGAAGCGUAGUGUUUCGGAGCCCAUUCCCACUCCGACUCCCACUGGUACUCCUUCCACUCCCCUUGGAACCGCCGUCCCUACGCCUUCUAGCAGUCUGUCUACUCGCCCUGCCUCCUCUGCAUCUGCUACGCCUGCUGUGUCUUCUUCGGCUGCUGGUUCUGCCUCAUCGUCUGGCCGUCCCCUCCCCACCCCUACCGGUGCCUCGCCUUUCAGCCAGCCUCUGGUCUAA
This is a messenger RNA of Penicillium canescens, 855 nucleotides long. RefSeq lists its product as uncharacterized. NCBI's taxonomy places the organism in Eukaryota, Fungi, Ascomycota, Eurotiomycetes, Eurotiales, Aspergillaceae. The record is from RefSeq and is a predicted model, not a curated record. The transcript has a single exon. The coding region runs from base 1 to 855 and encodes 284 amino acids.